AUGGCCGCAAUGAAAAGAGGUUUACCUUCUCUGGAAAGGUAUUUUUCGACGGAGUUGGAAACCUUACAUGCAAACGAUCCAAGCCAUGGCUGUAGUCUGCUGAAGGGGCUUUUGACCAUGUACAAAGAUGGCAGAUAUUCUGAUGUCACUUUAAAGAUUAGUGAAGACCGACGGCUUUCAGUUCAUCGUGUUGUUCUGGCCUCUUUUAGUCCUUACUUUGAAGCCUUGUUCGGAAAAAACUGGGCCGAUGGAGAGAAAAAAGAGAUAGAAGUUCUUGGCUUUGACGAGAAUGCUGUCAGCGAUUUGAUCGAAUUCGCAUAUUCGGGCAAAAUUGACAUCAGCAAAGACAAUGUGCAAACUUUGCUCGAGGUAUCCAAUUAUUUGCAGGUGGACUUUGUCAAGGAAUCGUGCGGAGAUUUUCUGAAAGGUGCAAUUAAUGAUAAAACUUGUCCUAGCAUCUGGCAGCUUGCUGAUUUGUUUGCGCUGGAACAGCUUAUGAAGGAGGCUAAAAAGCACUUUUUGCUGCAUUUUACCAAAGUCACUCGGAUGGAAGAGUUUUUGUCGCUUCCAAUUGGUUUCCUGAAAGAGAUUCUUGCUGAUGAAGGUAUUUGCGUGGUUAUCGAGAGCCUGAUUCCGUCCAAAGAGGAAAGGGAAAAGGUCGUGUUGGAAGCUGUUUUCAAGUAUGUUGAGCAUGAUAUCGACAACCGAAAAAGACAUUUUCCAGAAUUGUUAUCCUUGGUACGACUCCCAACUUUAUCAGAGUCUUAUCUGGAAGAAAUCUCAGAACAUAAACUUAUUGCAGACUCCAGCAGAGGAAGCAUUUCAAAGGCUCGGAAGCUAAAAACUGAUUCCCCCGAGAAAGAUUCAGCCGAUGAAAUAUGGGCGACCACUCGGGCGUUUGCCAAACCUACCGUCAGUUGGGGGUGUUCCUUUGCCACUGGUGGCUACAUACAUCCUGAAACAUCACAUCACAACAACAAAGAGGCUGCUGAAGAUCUUGGCAGUGACGUCUUCAUAAAGGGAAUGAAACUUUGGAUUCGACGCUGGUAUGGGACGCCUGUCCUGGGAGGGCUGAAGAUUUUUUUUAAUCAUGAUGGUGACCGAGAGAUUAUGAUGGGAAGUGACUCUGAUCUGUCCGAACACCAUGAAUUUCACUUGGAAAAAAAUGAAAGGAUCGUCAAAGUUGAUGUUAAUUCUGGAUGGAUGAUAGACCGCCUCUCCUUUUACACUAACAAGAAAGAUGAAAAUGGUGAUCCUAAAUGUUAUGGUCCUUAUGGAGGGGAUGGUGGAGGAUUCUACACUGAGACUCCACCAGGGUCGUACGGUUUCCUGGCCGGAAUUAGUGCUGCUGUUGUUUACUCACAGGGUGAAGAAGGUAUCACCAGACUUCAGUUUGCAUGGAGGGCAUUUUGA
Molecule: messenger RNA, 1413 nt
Organism: Pocillopora meandrina
Lineage: Eukaryota; Metazoa; Cnidaria; Anthozoa; Scleractinia; Pocilloporidae
Source: the annotation of a GenBank genome assembly